AUGGCAAGCGCUCAGCCUCUACCGUCUCCUCCCCCCGUAUACCUCCCCUCUUCGCCGCCUCAUUCCCCGACCCGUCAUGACGCUACACCACGAACAACUCCCAAUUAUGCUUUAAACCUGGGUGUGCAACGCAAGCAACUCCCGGCCUCGACGCCGCUGCCUAAAAUUGCUCCGGAAGACCAACCGCCUUCGGUUCCGGUAGUCAGCGUCAAUGGGUAUCUCGAUCAAACACAAUUCCGGCCUGCAACGGUCCAGGAUCCCGAGCAUCAGGCCUCCGCACCACAGCUACCCGAAACGGUCUUUGCCAACUUGUCGCUGGAAGAUAGCCCCAAGAAGAAUUACAAAAAAGACUCCACCGUGGCUCUACCCCCGUCCAACCCCAGGCCCUAUGGACACACCCCAGAAAGCAGUAUUUCGUCAUUCGCCGUAGAUCCUCAUGCCCAGGAUGAUCCCCAGAGUCUCGCAAAAACCAGCGGAUCGUCCUUCGAACGCAAUGCCCCGCUGGGGAGUCAGAACAGCUCUUCCCGUGGCAGUUUAGAUAGUACGGCACAAACCUCGGAUAACUAUGAACCUUUGCAAUACCAUCAUCGGCCCUACCAAAGCUCUCAAGGAGCGGUACGGUCGACACCGGCAUUAGGAUUGACCGAGAAUUCCCCGGGCGCAAAUAAUCACCUGGCCGCCAGACGACCAGCGCGCCCACGUUCAGCAUAUUCUUUUGCAUCCGACCUAGGCGGGGAGGGACGUAACAGUUCCCCACAGGCAUCUCCUUAUCUGCACCCAAGGACGUCAUCGAGAAACUCCGGCUCUCCCGAUGCCCGACCUGUCUCCUUCGUUGACCUGUUGAACACCCCCUACCCCCAGCCAGGUCCGGUACCGGUUCAACUGGGUAACGCUCGCCUUCGCGCCUCGGUCGGGAAUAAUGCAUCGCUCCUGAGCCAUAAGCAAACUUUCGACAUGUACUUGGCAAACGUGAAGAAGGCCGACGAUCCGGCUAUCCAGUACGAAUUUGCGGUCUUCAUGGUGAAUGCGAUGCUUGAAAUGCCAGAGGAUAACAUCGAUGACGGCAAGCUAGCCGUUUACGGUGAGAAAGCUAAUGAUAUUACCAAGUCCAGCCUCCUGAGAGAGGCCAAGUCAAUUUUCCAGCGCUUAGCGGAUCGCAGCUAUCCCUUUGCCCAGUACUACUUGGCCGAUGGCUACGCGUCAGGCUUGUUUAGCAAAGGGAAAGAGGACUAUGAUCGUGCUUUCUCUCUGUUCAUCGCCGCCAGCAAGCACGGCCACGUUGAGGCAUGCUACCGUACCGCCCUUUGCUACGAGUUUGGCUGGGGGACAAGGACGGAUGGCGCCAGGGCGCAACAAUUUUACCGCCAAGCAGCCUCCAAAAACCAUCCCGGUGCCCUGCUUCGUAUGGCAAAAGCGUGUCUUGCCGGCGACAUGGGUCUAGGAAAACGCUACCGCGAAGGUAUUAAAUGGAUGAAGCGCGCGGCGGAGUCGUCCGACGCACAGUACAAUUCUGCCCCCUACGAGCUGGGAUUGUUUCAUGAAUCUGGAUACGGCGAUGACGUUUUCCCUGACCCAGCCUAUGCCGCUCAACUGUUUACCAAGUCCGCCGAUCUAGGCCAUGUGGAGGCCAGCUACCGCCUUGGAGAUGCCUAUGAGCACGGAAAACUCAACUGUCCUCGAGAUCCCGCUCUGAGUAUCCAUUUCUACACUGGGGCCGCACAAGGAGGCCAUCCCUUGGCGAUGAUGGCGCUCUGUGCCUGGUAUCUGGUCGGAGCCGAGCCUGUUUUGGAAAAGGAUGAAAAUGAGGCAUGUGAAUGGGCUAAGCAAGCCGCCGAGCUAGGCUUGGCCAAAGCACAGUAUGCAGUAGGAUACUUUACAGAAAUGGGGAUCGGCUGCCGACGCGAUCCUUUGCAAGCCAACGUCUGGUACGUGAAAGCGGCUGACCAAGGGGAACAACGAGCCAUACAUCGGAUUGCCGCCAUUCGAGCCGCAGCAGACGGCGUCACCCCAGCGCAGGCCGCUGAAAGUAAUGGACGGGGGCAAAAGGCGAACCGUAAGGCUGGUACGUUUUAUGCUUGA
This is a messenger RNA of Aspergillus ochraceoroseus IBT 24754, 2079 nucleotides long. RefSeq names its product putative chitin synthase activator (Chs3) (gene chs3). Bases 1 to 2079 code for a protein of 692 amino acids. The transcript is spliced from 2 exons. The record is from RefSeq and is a predicted model, not a curated record. Gene Ontology annotation, molecular function: protein binding. Lineage: Eukaryota; Fungi; Ascomycota; Eurotiomycetes; Eurotiales; Aspergillaceae.